AUGUUCACCCCAGUCCAGACCUCGCUGGGGGCUCUACUGCUGUUUCACGGGUCAUCGGGGCUGCUCUUUCACAAUGGAGUGGUUUUUGGCAUCUCCUCCCUCGUGUCGGGCUGUAUAUUCAACCCUAGCCGGGAUAAUGUGCCGAUUGUCGCCGGCUUGAUGUCGAGUAUUAUACCGGUCUGUCUGUUCGCACCAUCUCUCAUUCCGGACUACCCUGCAUCUCCGAACUCGCUUGGAUCUUUGGCGGCCACGAUGGGCGUUGGGUUCCUUCUGGGCUGGGGAACAAAGAAUGGUCGGGGUUGCACUUCGGGCCAUAUGCUCUGUGGAUUGUCCCGUCUUUCCCCACGCUCCCUCAUAGCAACGGCAGUCUUCUUUACCACGGCCCUAGUGACGGCGAAUAUCUCUGGCGCGUUCCCAUCUUGCGGUACGAAACCAUGCUACACUGCCGUUUCUCCCACCGGUGCCGAAUUGGUCUUUAUGGGCAGUGCAGUGGUUUUGGCGGGCAUCACGAACAUGGUGGUUGUUCCUAAGGCAUUGUCUCGGUCAGAAAACUCUCAAUCUAUCUUUUCAUAUCUUGCGGGGUUGGAGUUUGGCUUGGGCUUGUUGAUCUCGGGCAUGGCAGAUUCCGCCAAGGUGCUGCGAUUUUUUGCAUUUCCCACCGACAUCUCUAGAUUUGAUCCAUCUUUAGCAUUGAUCAUCGUGUUUGGCAUUGGUCCAUCCUUAUUGGCAUUUCUAACACAAGGGCCAGGUCAAGCCACCGAGAACCGGCCGAAGACGAAGCCUACCUUGAGCGACCAUUGGAAGCUCCCGACAGCGACAGUGGCGGACAUCGAUUGGCGAUUUCUCGCCGGCGCGGCAGCCUUUGGCGUUGCUUGGGGUCUUCGGGGCGUCUGUCCGGGGCCUGCUCUCUUGCGCGGUGCCUUUCAACCCCUUUGGGGCGUUGCGACGUUGGGUGGGUAUAUCCUCGGCAACUUAUUCUAG
This is a messenger RNA of Penicillium chermesinum, 981 nucleotides long. Its product is annotated as YeeE/YedE family protein. Lineage: Eukaryota; Fungi; Ascomycota; Eurotiomycetes; Eurotiales; Aspergillaceae. The coding region runs from base 1 to 981 and encodes 326 amino acids. Gene Ontology annotation, cellular component: plasma membrane. The record is from RefSeq and is a predicted model, not a curated record. The transcript has 2 exons.